AUGGCCAUGAAGACUCUACUGGCAACAUCGGUCUUCGUCCUGAUUCACUGCUGCCGUGCCAUUCUGCUCAUCAGAGGACACCCUGAGCCUGUGUUGGCUGGUGGUCCUUUCAGAGUGGAAUGUCUGCUGCAAAACUCUGAAUACAGCAUCAGCAAUGUCCGAAUGGAAACAUAUCGGAACAAUGAAUGGGAGGAUGUUCGGACGGACUUUUGCGUUUUCCCAGUGUACGCUGCUCAGACGGAGGACAAACUGGUCCUGGGUUUUCACUUUGUUUCCGGAGAGAGGAUCGGACCUUAUCGCUGUGUGUUGGACGGUCUCAAUGUGACGACUCCAGAGUUCACCCCCCCACUGAACUUCACCGUUCACUACUUAUAUGGACCAUGGCUGUCUGUGGAGGGCUACCCCCGAGAUCUCCUUCACUCUACACUCACAGUGAAACCAGGAGACGAUGUGGUGGUGAACUGCGCUUCCAAGUCUUCGGAGGAAGCGGACUUGUACUGGUACAAAGAGGACGAUGACUGGACUCUGCCAUCUCCUGCACUCGCUCUGACCCAUGUGAAUGCUAGUGAUGAGGGCAACUACACCUGCUUCAGUAACCACCCCACCAUCCCCUCCCUGAGCAAGAAUCGCACCAUCAACCUCACUGUCCCAUCAGACAGACAGGAGAGGAUGUGGUAUCAGUGGUAUCAGUACCAGUACCAGAACUCACCACUGAUCACCAUAGCAUCGGCAGUUUCUGCGGGGGUGGUCUUUCUGGGAGUCAUCCUCUCGGUGACCGCCUUCUUCUGCGCCAAGAAGAUCAGGACGAGCAAUGGAGCAUCUCCGUCUGCUCCACAUGAGCAGACGGAGAUGGGAGCGUGA
Knipowitschia caucasica is the source of this 861-nucleotide messenger RNA. NCBI's taxonomy places the organism in Eukaryota, Metazoa, Chordata, Actinopteri, Gobiiformes, Gobiidae. The record is from the annotation of a GenBank genome assembly.